Pterocles gutturalis (yellow-throated sandgrouse) is the source of this 2919-nucleotide messenger RNA. It is a transcript of the gene MYBBP1A, whose product is annotated as MYB binding protein (P160) 1a. The record is from RefSeq and is a predicted model, not a curated record. NCBI's taxonomy places the organism in Eukaryota, Metazoa, Chordata, Aves, Pterocliformes, Pteroclidae. The transcript is spliced from 22 exons. Gene Ontology annotation, cellular component: nucleolus. The annotation marks the transcript as partial. Gene Ontology annotation, biological process: regulation of DNA-templated transcription. Gene Ontology annotation, molecular function: RNA binding; transcription corepressor activity; sequence-specific DNA binding.
GACGAUGAGCUGAAGUACGCCCUGAAGCGGCUGGUGGAAGGACUGGGAGCCACCCGCGAGGCCGCCCGCCCCGGCUUCAGCUUGGCCCUGGCGCAGGUUUUACAGGCUUUUGAGGAAAUUCCAAUGUGCAGUGUCCUGGAACAGAUAAAAGAAAAACACAAUCUGGAAAAAGUGAAAAAGAAACUUGUGAGAAAUGCUGCUUUUGGAAACUUUUUUGGAGUUAUGGCCCUGUUUCAGUCUGGCCGGCUUGUUAAGGACCGGAAAGCUCUGCUGGAGAGCAUCCAGCUUCUCCAGCAGCUGGCUCAUCACCAAGCACACCUCAGAGAUCUCCCUCGCAAAACUGUGAUUGACAUCAUGUCUGAGGUUCCUGAAGCUGUGUUUGAGGAGGUCCUGUUUGGCAUCUUGCAAAGUGACCUCGCUUCAGCCUUCACAUCUCCAGAGAACCUGCACCUUUUGCUUGUGGGCAUACAGAAAUUCCCCGGUGUUCUGAAACCUAAAAAUCUGAAGAAGCUGUUUGGCUCACCUACUGUUGUAAAUGAGAAAAAUAUUCCCAGACUUGUAGAGCUUCUGCAAAGUGCUGCCAAGUCUGAGAAGAAGGACAAGAAAUUGCCCAGCGUAGUGUUUGAUUUACUACAAGUUUCACUGAAGGAAGGUGCCUUUGAACUGUUCUGGAAAGAAGGUGUGGAGAAUGGGCUACUGAAGGAGAAAUCGGGACCUGUGAGUUACAUGUGCUACCGGUUGCUGGGCAGUGCUCUUCCCUUGCUGUCUCUGGACCAGCUACAGAUGGUUCUCAAAGGAAAGGUGAUGCAGCACUAUGGAGAACAUGUGGUGACGACUCAGCUUCCAGACCGAUUUAAGUUUGCUCCAGAGAUGGAAGCGUAUAUAGAUGAGUUUCUGAACGGCUGUGAUGACCCGGAGAGGCAGCUGACAGUGAUGAUCGGCUUCUCUACUCUCACCAAUCAAGGCUAUCCAGUGUUGGCCAGCUCCUCCAGGGUAGUCAGACACCUACAGCCAGUGGCAUUGCAAAAAUACGUUGGCUGGCUCAAAGACAUGUUUCUCAGGCCAGACUUUGACUGUUGUUUAGACUUCUCAAGCAACCGUCAAAAACAGAACCAGGAAAAUGUGAACAUGGCACGGCAUAAAAUUACUCGAUUAAGAAAAUGGAUCAUCCACCGACUUGCUAACAUAAUUGAAAGUCCAGUGAAAAAAGAAGAGAGCCUUGUGAUGGACAUUUCCAGGUUUUGCUUCUUCCAUGCUUUCUUUGAGGCUAAGAAAAAAACUUCCCAAAUACGUGAGGCAAAUGUUCUUCCAUCAGAGCCCCUAGAUAAAGAGGCUCAUUCAGUGGCAGAAAACUACUUCUUUGGGUUACUUCAGACUUUAAACACCUUGACUGUUUUGGGGGAUACAGCAAAGGCUGCAGCCUUGAGGGAGAAGCACAUCCACGGUGUGACUGCAGACGGGAAGCUGUGGAUCUUUCUCCUUGUUGAGUAUGCCGACAAACUGCUCUCCAGUGAGCAUGUCAAAGCUGUGAAGCCUUUUACCAAAGAACAGAGGGAUGCCUGGGAGAGAACACUCCAGUCUGUGAAGAAUCUGCAGAAGAAGGAAAAUAAAUCAGACAAUGCCAAAGUCGUUGCUUUCCAGCAACUUCUGCUUUUAAUGGCCAUUCAUCUUUUCAAGAAUCCGUUGGAAACAAUGGAUGUUCUGAGUGACCUUCUGAACUGCACAGAGAGGGCAUUCAGCAAAGAACCGAAGAAGAAAAAGACUGACAACGCAGAGCCAGGAUGGGUUGAGGUGAUGGUGGAAAUCCUUCUCUCCCUCCUUGCCCAGCCCAGCCUCCUCAUACGUCGGAUUUCCAAGAGUGUGUUUGUACGGAUAUGCCCUAGUCUGACCAAGAGGGGCUUGCAGCUGAUUCUGGAUGUUCUUGACCCGUACCAAGAGCAAAAUGAAGAAAGUGCUGUUGUUGUGAUGGAAGAAUCGAACAAAAAGGUCAAAUCUGCACAGGACAUGGAUGAAGAAGAAAGUGAGGACUCCUCAGAUGAAGACGACACUGAGGAAGAGAAUGACAGUGGAGAUGAGGAAAGGAAUGAAGAAGUUGAUGAGGAUUUUCGCAGUCAGCUGAGGAAUGUUCUCCAAGCAGGGAAGGCUUUGAAAGGUGAUGAGAGUGAUGAAGAGUUGGAUGAUGAGGCUAUGAUGGCUCUUGACAAGAACAUCUCAGCCCUUUUUGCGGAGCAGCAGAAACGGAUCCAGGCGAAGAAGGAUGAGAAAGACAGGAUGCGGAAAGAGAAGAUCCUACGGAGGGAUUUCAAGAUUAAGGUGCUGGAUCUGGUUGAAGCGUUCCUGACUAAGCAGUCAGAGAACCCCUUGGUGUUUGACAUUAUUGAGCCCCUGCUUCGGGUGAUUGAACAGUGCAUGAGCUCAGACUCUGACAAGCAGGAGGUUGACUUCCUCCAGAAAACAGCCAAUAUCUUCAAGAACUCAUUGUGCCGAACUAAGCAGUACUGCAAGAGAGUGGAUGCCCUGCAAGAAGAUUUGCACGCUUUUGUGGAGAGGCUUGUGAAAAAAGCCUGCAAGCACACUGACUCUUCAGUGGCUCUCUAUUAUUUCAGUGCCUCAUUAUACCUGCUCAAAGUGUUGAAAGGAAACGUGUCUGAUAAGUCACCAACACCACUUACCCCUCUGCCAGAGAAACAGAGCAACGCCAUCCCGCAGGCUAGCCAGCUUUUGAGCACAGGUUGUUUGGAUAUGGACAGGGUGACUGUACUAUAUCGGCAAGCACUGACACAGUUCUUGACUAAACGGAACAGUGCCCUUACAAGCUCCAUGUUCAAUGAUCUCUUCAGACGCUUCCCGAUCAUGUGUAAGCCAUUAGUAGAUACUCUUGUCAAGUCUAUCACAGCGGGAGCCAGGCAACAUCAGCAG